Molecule: messenger RNA, 1744 nt
Organism: Solanum verrucosum
Lineage: Eukaryota; Viridiplantae; Streptophyta; Magnoliopsida; Solanales; Solanaceae
Exons: 11
Coding region: 73-1554 (493 amino acids)
Biological process (GO): intracellular protein localization
Cellular component (GO): endomembrane system
Source: RefSeq, a predicted model, not a curated record
AGAAAUUUCAAUAAAUAAUAGUGGUGGUUCCAUAUCAGAGUUCAAAGCUCAAAGUGCAAAGAAAAGAAAGAGAUGGUGAAAGUAGUAGUGGGAGAAGAAAGUCAGGUCAAAUUAGCUGAAAAUCGGCUUAGCAAAUCUGGAGUCCCUUGUCAGGUAGGGCUUGUAAUUGGGAAUUUAAGUGGGAAAUUAGAUCGAGGAUUCAUAUUCGAUUUAAUCCCAACACCGCUGAAUGACAAUGGUGAGCCGGCAUGUUCCAUAAUUGGUGGGGCUAAAGAUGAUCAGAAAAAGGCAUCCAAAGGGAAGUCGCUCCCUCAAUCUUCUGCAUUAUUUAUUGACAAAGAUUGGCUUGCUGAACACGCUCGUCAGGUUGGGAGAAUGCUAGUGGGUGGCAUGAAGGUAGUUGGCAUCUAUGUGUGGACCAAUGAGAGCUCAUUCAAAAAUUCAACCAUCACUCUUUGUCAGGCUGCAAAAGCAGUUGCUGAAGCGGCCCCUUUGUUGGAAGUGGAUUGGGAUGAAAGAUUGCUUGUGCACAUUGGUUACAGUCCCUUGAGGUGGACAUGUCGAAAUUGCUCGUUGGCUUCAAAUAUUACAUCAGGCAAUUUACGACCUUGUGAUUUCAAAAUGGGAAAAAUUCUGAGUACUCGUCAGGCAUUCCGAUGCACAUAUGACUUUGAUUUGAGGUUGCCCAUAUACCAGGGUUCAAGUAGCAAAAGAUUGGUUGACAUUCUUCAUCAUGGCAUUUCAAUUCAUGCCAAAGAGCUUAAAGGUGCCAAAGCAUUGAUUGAUGGGAAAUUGGCAAAUGAGGAUGAGCAAUUUGAUUUAGGUGGUGUACAUGAUGUUGAAUUUCUCCUACCUUUCAUGGAAGAUAAGUAUUUGGAAGUAUGCAGCCAAAAAGAGAUUACAGGUCUUCUAGUCUUCAGCGGCUCUGUCUGCUCCUAUGCUUACUCAAAUUCGAAGGAACCAUCUUCUCAAGCUUUGGCUGACAUAAAGGAAGACAUAAUUAAGAGUCUAAGAAGCAGGUUAGAUAUCAUGUGUGAUGAGGCAGACAGGAAAUCAGAUUCUAAAGAGGACAGAACUGAAGAGAGCAACAACCAGAUAUUAAGUGGGAGUACAGUUCUGCAACUUGAUUUACAGUUACAGAGAAAACAUUGCAGUAUGUCAUUUCCUCGAAGAGUAUUUUUACCCUGGCUGGCUGACACAUUCCUCUGUGACUAUAUACAACCAUCUGAAUCAGUUGAGGUUCUCGUGGAUCAUUUUGCCGAGCUCAUGUCUCUAGAGUUCCCAAGUAUUUCUUCAAAAAUCUUGGAGCCUGAAGCUGAAGCUCCUGCAUUGGUAUUAUCCACCACAAAAUCAUUUCGGGAGGUGUCAACCCCGUAUGCUUUACUACCUAAGUCAGACGAUUCACUCUCAAAUCAAAAUAGAGCUGCUACAAUCUUGAGAAGUGACCAGAAAUCGACAAACCUAGCUGGUUUUAACUUCAUGAUAGCUGUUUUAGUUCUUGUUGUAUCAGUUGUGGUUGGGUUUGUGGUAUUUUUUGUUAGGUCAUCAUCCUAGGGAACACGGAUGGUGCGAACAAAAAAUAUGUUUAGAUCAAAUCUGAUGAUACUGUCUAAUGCAUAUACCAACUACUAAGGCUAUCAUUUACAAUUCUACACCGACUCCAAAUAAUUUAUUUUGGUCAUAAAUUCUACCUUAGUACAAGUGUGGGUAUACUAUGUGUUAUCAACAUGUCUGUUUUUGAUAA